Lymnaea stagnalis (great pond snail) is the source of this 1118-nucleotide messenger RNA. The record is from the annotation of a GenBank genome assembly. NCBI's taxonomy places the organism in Eukaryota, Metazoa, Mollusca, Gastropoda, Lymnaeidae.
GAGCUGAAACUUAAACACAACCAGCUGGCGGCUUUCAUUACCAUGCUGAGGGAUGUGCUCAGUCAACAAAGACAACUUUGUCAGGACCCAUUGUGCUUCAACUUUGCAGAAUGUAAGAAAAUGUUGACAAACCUACUGAGACAUAAAUGUCUUUAAAUGUGAAAUUAAAACAUGUAUAAGGGACAUAAUUUACUUAAGGGUCGUUUGCAUAUUACGUCACACUCAAAAUGACCUUUUCAGACCCCCCUCCCCUCAUCAUAAAGUGUCAGAAAUUCUUUACCACCAACUUCGUGUAACGUAACACCUAAAAAAAUCCAAAACAAGCAUAAAAUUUCAUAACUAAACUAAGAUUUUAUUUUAUUCGUUAACAUUUUCUCAUAAGGGAUUAAGAUGCAGUAUUAUUAAAAAACUGUGACGUAAAAUGCAAAACAAAGUCAUCACCGAGCCAAAAGUAAAAUGGCCACAUCAGUUAAUGCGUCAUUUUUUUUACCUAUAAUACCAGAGGCAAUUUCGACAUAGAAAAUGAAUGUUUUUAAAAUUAAUUGAAUAAAGAGUUUUUAAAAUUAGAACAUUUUAGAUUGUUUGACUUUCUUUAUUUUGUGACGCCAUAAAUUUUUUACCCCCCUCCCCUGUCCCAAGUGUCACAAAUCCCCCCCCCCCACCACCCCCAAAUGUGACGUAAUUUGUGAACGACCCCUUACCCUUUUAAGAUUUAAGAAUAAAGAGUUUUUAAAAUUAGAACAUUUUAGAUUGUUUGACUUUCUUUAUUUUGUGACGCCAAAAAUUUUUUCCACCCCUCCCCUGUCCCAAGUGUCACAAAUCCCCCCCCCCCCACCACCCCCAAAUGUGACGUAAUUUGUGAACGACCCCUUACCCUUUUAAGAUUUAAGUUAUAGACUCAAAUUUUGAAUUAUGUUUUUCAACUCCAACCUAAAUCCCUAGAUUAAAUUGACCCAAUCAUGUUUGAGUGUCACUACUGUCAGGUUCAUCGUGACAUGAUGGAUGUGACAGUUCUGAUGUCAAUCCAGUACCUGAUAGAGGAUUGUAACGACACACCCAGUGUGAAGUCAACACUUCUGCAACACAUCUACCACUACAUCCUGUUUGACUUCUCAAUG